Molecule: messenger RNA, 2592 nt
Organism: Pteropus alecto (black flying fox)
Lineage: Eukaryota; Metazoa; Chordata; Mammalia; Chiroptera; Pteropodidae
Gene: GHITM
Product: growth hormone inducible transmembrane protein
Exons: 9
Coding region: 211-1248 (345 amino acids)
Cellular component (GO): mitochondrial inner membrane
Source: RefSeq, a predicted model, not a curated record
GCUCUCACAAACAGUAAGGGGCGGGUGGAUCGUCAGGGUGUGCGCUUCUGCGUCUCUCUGGCCCGGAAGGAGACCAGCGCAGUUGAGGUGACUGGGAACUAAGGUACUGCUACUCCGAGCCAAAAGGCACUCGAGAUCCACCGUACUCUUCAUGCCAGUCCCUCGGGGCUUCUGGCAUUUAGAUCGGUUUGGUAAACCUGGUGCACCACCAUGCUGGCCGCAAGACUUGUGUGUCUCCGGACACUACCUUCCAGGGUUUUCCACCCAGCUUUCACCAAGGCCUCCCCAGUUGUGAAGAAUUCCAUCACGAAGAAUCAAUGGCUCUUAACACCCAGCAGGGAAUAUGCCACCAAGACAAGAAUUGGGAUCCGGCGUGGGAAAACUGGCCAAGAACUCAAGGAGGCUGCAUUGGAACCAUCAAUGGAAAAAAUAUUUAAAAUUGAUCAGAUGGGAAGAUGGUUUAUUGCUGGAGGGGCUGCUGUUGGCCUUGGAGCAUUGUGCUACUAUGGUUUGGGAAUGUCUAAUGAGAUUGGAGCUAUCGAAAAGGCUGUAAUUUGGCCUCAAUAUGUGAAGGACAGAAUUCAUUCUACCUACAUGUACUUAGCAGGAAGUGUUGGCUUAACAGCUUUGUCUGCCCUGGCAGUGAGUAGAACUCCUGUUCUCAUGAACUUCAUGAUGAGAGGCUCUUGGGUGACAAUUGGUGCAACCUUUGCAGCCAUGAUUGGAGCUGGAAUACUGGUACAGUCAAUACCAUAUGACCAGAGCCCAGGCCCAAAGCAUCUUGCUUGGUUACUACAUUCUGGUGUGAUGGGUACAGUGGUGGCUCCUCUCACAAUAUUGGGGGGUCCUCUUCUCAUCAGAGCGGCAUGGUACACAGCAGGCAUCGUGGGAGGUCUCUCCACUGUGGCCAUGUGUGCACCCAGUGAGAAGUUUCUGAACAUGGGAGCACCCCUGGGAGUGGGCCUAGGCCUCGUCUUUGUAUCCUCACUGGGAUCUAUGUUUCUUCCACCUACCACUGUGGCUGGUGCCACUCUGUACUCAGUGGCAAUUUAUGGUGGAUUAGCUCUUUUUAGCAUGUUCCUUCUGUAUGAUACACAGAAAGUAAUCAAGCGUGCAGAAAUAGUACCAGUGUUUGGAGUUCAAAAAUAUGAUCCCAUCAAUUCGAUGCUGGGAAUCUACAUGGAUACAUUAAAUAUAUUUAUGCGAAUUGCCAGUAUUCUAGCAACUGGAGGCAACAGAAAGAAAUGAUGUGACUCAGCUUCUGACUUCUUUAAUGCAUCAGAUACCUUGCUUGUUUAAUAGGGGCAGAUAUUCAUUAAGUACUUUGUUCAAGCAGCUUUUGUUGAAGUUUAGAGGGUAAGAACUUGUCAUCAUGUUUCAGACGUUCCAGUAAUGUGAUGCUUCAGGUGUGCGUUUUCUUCUAGAGAAUAAAUUCAGUAGUUCUCAUCCAGAUAACCACAAACAUAUCCAGUUCUCAUGUUUGAGUAAUUCUAAAAUGAAUCAAUGAAUGUGAAGACUGAAGUUUGUGUAGUGAGAAUUUAACUUUUAUCUAUUUUUUAAAAUUAUUUGGUUAAGUAAAAAUUUAAAAACUUGUGUUUACCUGCAUAUGUUUUGGAAUGCAGAAUAUUAACCAGUCAUGUCGUGAGUGAGGUAGAGGUUUGGUAAAGGGACCAGAGAGAAGUAAGGGGUCACUGGCAGUCUUUGAGUACUUAGAACUUAAAACUUGUGUAAUCGGUGAUGAGUCAGUGAAAGGGCUCUGGCUAUUUGGAAACAAGUCAUCUCUCUUUAUAUUUGUCUGCUAAAUUUAUCAAAGUAUUGAGCAUAAAACAAAGACGUAGGUGAUGCAUUUUCCCACUGUUCCUUUUCAGUGCUCUCUUUACACUGUAGAUGUGAUCAUGUUUGGCUUCUCAUUGUUUAACAUUGUUUGAACAGUCCAGAAUGUUAAUCAUAUGGAGAAUUCCUGAUAUAUAAAAUAUCUGUGUAUAUGUGUAUGAAAAUUUUACUUUUGAAUCUUUUAGAACAAAAUGUUCUUAAAAUAUCUUCUCAGGAUAAAAUAUCAACGCAUGAAAAUUGUUGUAUUUUCAAGUAUACAAACAAUAUGUUCAUAAUUACUGAUUUUUUUUUUGCAUAUUUAUUGAAAUGUUUAAUAGAAUAGAUGCUUGCCUUUAUCUAUUCAAGCUUUGAAGCUUUUAUUAGAAAAGCCUAUUUGAGGCUUACACUUGAGAUUAUGAAAGCAGUUUUUCUUCUAAGACUUGGUUUCUUGCGUUUUCUCUCAGACUGAGCACUAAAAAAAAGGAAAGCAAAGCUAGUCUUCAUGAACUAUAUAAAUCAAAAACUUAAGAUGGAAUGCUUCCUUAGAGUGUUCCCUAGCAGAAUUUCUCUUCUUUCCUGCAUAGACCAUCACUUAACUCUCUUGUGACAUUUCUGAUAACAGUUAUUUUUGGAAGUUCUUAAUGAAAUAAGUAUAUAUGAUUAUUGAGAUGAUUUGUGUUCUUGAUAAGUAUUUAUUACAUAAUCCAGAAAUAACUAUUCUUACCAUCUCAAAUUACAUAUGAUGCUUAUUUUUGAAAUAAUAAAGGUUCCAGCCACAUG